Molecule: messenger RNA, 1157 nt
Organism: Trematosphaeria pertusa
Lineage: Eukaryota; Fungi; Ascomycota; Dothideomycetes; Pleosporales; Trematosphaeriaceae
Product: lytic polysaccharide monooxygenase
Exons: 2
Coding region: 1-690 (229 amino acids)
Source: RefSeq, a predicted model, not a curated record
AUGCAUCUCUUCUACCCACCCACUCUCAAGGGUGACAACAACCCUCACACGCAAGGCGAGGCCGAUCCUUAUCUCAACUACCCCUAUGGGUGUUGCGGUCAAGAGGUCCCCGGUCCAUGCAAGGGCCACCUCGACCUCCUGGAUACCGACGAAGGGACACCAGUCGUUACUUGGGCUCCUGGACAGAAAGUCAACUUCACUCUCUCCGGCCAGCAGAUUCAGACUUCCCAAGAGAACCCCGUCGGUGGAACCCAUUACGGCGGAAGCUGCCAAGUCGGAUUUUCGACUGAUGGAGGCAAGACCUUCAAGGUCGCUACGACAUGGCAGGGCGACUGCCCUCUGCGAGAUGGCACUACGGACCCUAGCACUCAGACUUUUGACUUCACCGUUCCCGGCGACGUCCCAAGCACUGAGCGUGCCCUCUUCGCCUGGACGUGGGUCAAUAGGGAGAAGGAAUUCAAUAUGAAUUGUGCCGUCCGCCACAUGCAGAACGCUGAGAAGCUCAAUGCACCACUCCGACGUGCCGAGGCUGUUGCUUUCAGCUCUCGCCCCGACAUGUUGCUCGAUAUCGACUUCGCCGGCGCCCCAUGCCACUCUCAAGGCAACCCUGUCGAACUCCAGUUCCCGGACCCCGGCCCAGACGUCGUUGAGGGCGAUGGCGAGUACCCGCUUGAGGCGCCUUCUUGCUGAGCCUCUCAAUAAGAUAUUUGGGUGUUGAUCACCCAAUCAUGCGGCCGUUAUCCCUGAUUAUUGAAUGGCGGAAUCCGGAUUCACUUCUUGUUGAUACCUUUUGCAUGUCCUCUUCAUUCAUCCGCUUCUGUUCUUGUCUUCUUUUUUUUUUUGGACGCUCGUUUCUUUGAGCUGUCGUUCACCAGUGGGGGUUGCACAAUGCAUUGACGAUCACCUGUCACUUUUAACGUCAUGUCUCACAAUAUGUGACGUGACGGGUCACAUAUCGCAUACCCAGGUGCAUUGUAGCAUUUUCAACUUUUCAUUUGGAUUUACAAGCGGACGGCCUGCAUAUGUAUUGCAUCAUGUUUUCAACAUUCAUUUGCUUACGACACACAUCAUGAGGGGUUCUGGGAGGGCACUCUACGCUAGUGCAAGGAAAAGCAUCAGGCAUCAGACAUCAAGGCAAUAGACACAUGAACAUUCAC